AUGUACGGCAUGAUCCAGCUGGCCCGCAUGGCCGCGAGCAGUCGGCCCGACGCCCAGAUCUGCGCGCUCACGUGGACGGACUCGGGCGGCAUGGACCUGCGCAGCUUCCUGGGGGACGUGGUCGGCAUCAAGUGGCACUCCCUCGUCGACGAGAAGGACAGCUGUGCGAGCGGGCUGCGGUAUCAUGCCGGCUACAGGACUCACCUCAUGGGCGCGCAGCAGUCCUAUUUGGAUCAGUUCGGACAGGACCAGAACAUGAUUCGCUCUUAUUCCAUCAACCUCGACGUGAACUUGAAUUGGAUGCAGCGCGACUUCUCCGCAUUUGUUGAAAAGGACGGUGAUUUUUCGCCGCAGUUCGUCAUAAUCCAUCGCAGGCAAGCUCCUGGGUCGAGCACGCGUUUAUUUCACGACGCCGAUUUGGACAAGUUGAAGGACUCGAUGAGUGGUACGAAAUUGGGCAAGGUAGAACUGCCACUGACAGUGUAUUACGGCAACGAAAGCGUCGCAGACACCGUGAGAAUGUUCACCCGGGCCGCGGAGAUCAUUGGCUACCACGGCGCAGCGAUGGCCAACACUUUGUUUUCGGCCCGAAGGCAUUGCGUGCACCACAUCUCGACAUUCAAAGAUUUGCAAAGUCAGGUGCACUGGCGCGUCAACGAUGACGUGGCCAGGAUGAACAAGCUGGGUAGUUUCAACGUCUACGAUAUCCCAUUGAUCGAUCUCCUCGACGAUAACAGCGUGGACGUUGAGGACUACGAGAAAGUAGACGAUAAAGAUCAUUUCAUCAAGGAUCUACGUUGGGUACCGCUCCCAGAUUACCACAUUGCACACUUACAAGUUGCUGUGGGUUAUUGUCUGAAGACCUGGGUUGAGGGCCACUGGUAG
Messenger RNA from Prorocentrum cordatum, 885 nucleotides. NCBI's taxonomy places the organism in Eukaryota, Dinophyceae, Prorocentrales, Prorocentraceae. The record is from the annotation of a GenBank genome assembly.